This is a messenger RNA of Rodentolepis nana, 999 nucleotides long. The record is from the annotation of a GenBank genome assembly. NCBI's taxonomy places the organism in Eukaryota, Metazoa, Platyhelminthes, Cestoda, Cyclophyllidea, Hymenolepididae.
AUGGAACGAUUUGACAGACUUCUUGUAGAGCAACGGAAGGCAAUUACUCAAACCGAUGAAAAGAUCGACCGUCUCCUCAAAUUCGUUACCGAAUAUGAGGAUCUGCGGGGCCGACUUGAGGGAAUGUCCAAGUGCUUUUCUAAAGAAGCUCUCAUUCCACUUUCCCCUAAGGCUUUAAUCCCCGGCCAUUUUGUACAUACUAAUGAAGUGCUAGUCUACCUCGGUGGUCACUCCGAACACUUCUGUGAGGUCUCAACCUACCAAGCUUUCAAAAUAAUCGAUAAGAGACUUGGGCGCAUUCAAGAAUCUAUCAAGAAACUCAAAGAACAACGGAAGCUCCUAACCGACCGUGAGGGCUUUACUCAGAGACUAGUCAAAGGGGAAGAACCUCAAAGCGUAUUGGGAGCAGAGGAGAAUGGUGAAGGGGAGUUCGAAAUUAGGGAAGACUAUGAUCUCGAGAAGGAUAAAGAAUGGCUUAGGAAGCACAAAAAGAGCGUUCAAAAGGAGCUAGCUAGAGAGCGUAAGGAAUCGAGAAUAUCGUUUUGUCGUGUUAGAUUCAAUGACGAUGAAGAGGAAGCGGAAAACGAUUCGUCUGAUGCUUCCUGUCUCCCUGAUAUUGAAAUCCACUAUUCGCACAAUCCAUCGAGGCCAUUGAAUCCUACUAUCUCUGACUUGAGUAAAGCUUCACCAGCUGAUGUUGUUGCUUUUGUGAAGAGGAAGAACUUGGAAACUAAAGGUAUCCUCAAGAAUAAGGAAGAGGUCAGUCCUAUUGAACCAAAGCCUGUACAUAUCGAACCUUUUGGAGAUAAUGAAAAAGGUAUUCCCCAAGCAUCUGCCCCGUUUAACAAUCCUUUCGCUCAGGUUAUUGAGAGAAAUGUUUCAACUGUGUCUACAUCAUCAUCUGCUGAAUUCCCUUCUAAUGGUACACCUAACACACCCGUCCCUAAAUCCUCCAAUCAUCCAAUUUCUAGAUUUCGAUUACAACAUAUGUCAAAGUAA